Messenger RNA from Epithele typhae, 1563 nucleotides. RefSeq names its product major facilitator superfamily domain-containing protein. NCBI's taxonomy places the organism in Eukaryota, Fungi, Basidiomycota, Agaricomycetes, Polyporales, Epitheliaceae. Gene Ontology annotation, cellular component: membrane. Gene Ontology annotation, molecular function: transmembrane transporter activity. Bases 1 to 1563 code for a protein of 520 amino acids. Gene Ontology annotation, biological process: transmembrane transport. The record is from RefSeq and is a predicted model, not a curated record. The transcript is spliced from 17 exons.
AUGCCCCUGACGUUCAACAACGCUCUAGACGUCGAUGUCGAAGCCACGGUGGAGAACACCCCCGUGUCCGAGGUCCACGCGCACGCCAAGAAGAUGUCGGUCGACUUCAGCCUCACCGAAUGCACCCUCGUCCGACGCGAGCGGCCAGGGCUACUCAUGGUCGACUUCGAUGCGGGAGGCACGACGGACCCCAGGAACUGGGCCAGGUGGUACAAGAGAUGGGUGUCUGGCCUGUCGGUCAUCAUGAUAUCCCUUGCCAUGUCGUCAUCGGGCGCACUGAUCCCCUUCUCCGCCGCACUGGACUCUCAAUAUGGCAUCGGCGUGUUCGUGAACGAACUCUUCGUCGCCCAGUUCACAAUGAGCUUCUGCGUUGGACCUCUGAUUCUCGCUCCGUUGUCUGAAAAGUACGGUCGUAAACCUGUUUUACUGGUGUCUUGGAUCGCCUUCACUCUCCUCUACAUCGGUGCGGCGGUCUCCACCGCGGCGACUAGCGUUGUUGCUUGCCACAUCGUGGCCGGUCUGUUCAUCUCUGCCCCCAUGACCAUCAGUCCAGCCGUCAUUGCGGAUGUAUGGGGUUUCCCCUCGCGCGAGGAGGCUAUGGCUAUAUACGCACUCGCCAUAGUCGCGCCACCGAUCGGUGCCGCGUCUGGUGGAAUCCUGCUCAAGCUCGGAGUCAAUCAGCACAGCGUGUUCUGGAUCUACACCAUCAUCGGGGCGCUGAUGACAGUCCUCGUCGCGUUCACCAUGCGCGAGACGUACCGCCCUUUGAUUCUGCUUAAGCAUGCGAGGCGUCUGCGCGAGGAGACGGGCGACGACCGUUUCAAAGCGCCCCUUGAGGUUCCCCAGAUCGACCUCGGCUUGGGUGCUCGCUGCCUCUGCAAUAUGCUCGCGCGCCCUAUUCGUCUGUUCAUUCACGAGCCUCUUCUCGCCAUCGUGUCGGCGUACUUGGCCAUCAUUCAGAUGUGCUCAUCGAUAUUCGUUCAGGGCUGUACGUCGGCCUUUGGGGCCUCAACGGGCAUCGUCAGCACCCUUGGUGCAUCGUCCGCGACGCUGAUCAUCGGUGGGAUCGCAGUGAUGUUCUCGUACAUCUUUGUGGUGCACCGCCGCUUUUCCGUGCGGCACGCCGAAGCGUUCGCCCCCGAGCGCGUGCCGCCCGAAGUGCGCCUGGUGCUGUCCAAGUGGGCGGCGCCUGUGUUCGCCGUCACGUUCUUCUGGUUCGGGUGGACGCUCUUCAACACGUUCAGCUCUGUGGUGCCGCUCGUCUCGGGCGUAGUGAUGGGAGGGGCCAUCUUCCUUCUCGUGUUCCCAGUCCUCAACUACAUCGUGGAGGUUUACGAAGGGAUCACGGCGAGUGCCAUGGCCAGCGUCGUCGUCUCGAUGAACCUCUUCCCCGCGCUGUUCCCGCUCUUCUCCACGAGGAUGUUCCUCGUCCUGACCCCGCAUUGGGCGCUCACCGUCGCGGGAUGCAUCGCGCUUCUCGUGACGCCUUUCCCGACGCUUUUGAUCAGAUACGGCUCCAUGAUGCGCGCACGAUCGGGGUACGCUUCGCGUGCGCACGCUUGA